Molecule: messenger RNA, 2631 nt
Organism: Phaethon lepturus (White-tailed tropicbird)
Lineage: Eukaryota; Metazoa; Chordata; Aves; Phaethontiformes; Phaethontidae
Product: coiled-coil domain-containing protein 30-like
Exons: 19
Source: RefSeq, a predicted model, not a curated record
GAUGAGUUUGAUCACAUUCAUCAGACAUUAGAAGAUGAACUCCAAGAGCAGCAUGAAUCCACACAGCUUACUGGAGAGACAAGGAAUAAGCUUGUGUUUCAGUCCUACAGGGAGGAGCUGGAGAGGGAACAAGCAUCACAUGCAAGAGUUGAACGAGAUCUGGAUGAGGCCACACAGAGGCUGCUGAUGGCCCAGGAAGAGAUCCGGAGGUUGACGGACGAGCUGGAUGAGCUAAGACGGGAGCAAAGCAAAAUAGAAUCUGCCUCAUCGCCAGCCUUGCAAGCACCCGAGAGCCGGGAAGAAGGGGUGAACGAAUGGAGAGAGAGUGACAGGACUGAGCUACAGAAGGCCAUGGAGCACAACAGCAGACUGGACAAGGAAAUUCUGGCACUGCGAGCACGCGUCCAAACGCUCGACUUGGAAAGAAAAGCGUUCCUUGAUUUGGUUGAACAGCUCAAAGAGGAAAUCUGUGAGUAUCAGAAGAGCGAGAAGCAAGGACUUCCACUGCCCGCACCAACGGAGACUGAAGAAGCUGCAGCAUCCUUGCUGCAGGGCACAAAGGAUGAAGGGAGGGUUGAAGGAGACUGCAUUUCAGGCAAAGCUGUCUCAGAUCAAGACGACAGAUAUCAGAGUAGUGAAACACUUCAUAAAAGGUGCCGAGAGGUGAUUGAAAACAUCGAGGGCAGGAAUUCACAGCUCCUUCACAAGCUGCAAAAACUGGAGCAGGAGCAUGAGGAUUUGGUUGAGCGCAAUGAAGAGCUGGAAUCAAUUCUGGGAGAGACGCAGAUCCAAACCAAGCAGGAGAAGGAACAGUUUGAGAUUGAGGUGGAAGGACUUCACCGGAAAAUUACAAGUUUAGAGACAGAGUUACUUGAAGUGCAGAAGAACAAACCUGAGAUGAGUGGGGAAGAGCAGGCAUCGUCUGGAGCACAGGAGAUGCAAGAGAUGCUGGAAAGCUGUCAGGAAACGAUAGAAAAGUUGGGAAGUCAGCUGGGAGAGCGGAGAGAACGGAGAAAGCAACUCGCAUCUGAGCUUGAACUGUUACGAGAAGAUCUGAAGGCUGAGAAGGUGGUAUUGGGCAACGAGAGCUCUUUGCAUUUAUUUGGAACAUCAGCAAGCAGGGGUCUCAUUAAUGUAUCCCAUGAGAAGUUACAAGAAGAUAAUGCUUUGUUAGAUACAGAGGUCUCUGAACUUCUACAAGAAAGAGAACAGAUUAAUAAACUCGAGCAUACAGAAGAUCUAUGUACAGGUGAAAAGACAUACGAAGAACAGAAGACUAAAGUAGUAUUUUUGGAAGAACAGAUCAAAAACUUGAGGGAUGAACAAGAACUGCUCUGUUCUGAAUUACUAGAAAGCAACAAGAAGAGGGAGGAGCUAGAAAAGCAACUAAAAGAGAGCAAUGAAGAAAAACAGUUGUUACUGGAAGAAAUUGCCCAGCUAAAACAAGAUAUCCUGGCUACCUGGGAGCAGGGUGACAGCACGCUUGAGGAGACUUUGAGGAUGAAUCAAGGCACGGCGCAUAGAGAGAACAGAUUUCUUGUGUCAUGGAGUUCUGCAGGCAGUUUAGAUGGGAGCAUUAAACAGAGUCUGUCCGAUGAGAGAUUCCAGCAGCAGGAGGAAAAAAUGCAGCAAUUGCGGCAGGACUUGCGCCGCGUUCAGAACUUGUGCAGCUCAGCCGAGAGGGAGCUGAGAUACGAAAGGGAGAAGAAUGUCGACUUACAAAAGCAAAACCUUUUGCUCCAACAGGAAUGCACCAAGGUCAAAGCUGAGCUGAAGCAAGCCCGGGCAAAACUCUCGGACACUACUGAAACAUGCUCCUCUCUCUCAGCACAGUGGGAAAAAAGCCAGCAGAAGGUCAAAGAGCUCGAACAAGAGCUCCUGAAGUGCUCCCAGGCUGAUAAACUGCAGAGCAGUCUGCAAGAGAAACUUGCACAGGAGAAAUCCAAAGUAUGCGAAGCACAAAAAAAGAUUUCAAAACUCCAGCAAAAGCUAAAAGAUUCACAACACCAACUCCUGCUGGCAGAGGCCCAUGUUUCAGACAAGAAACUCCUGGAGGAGGAAUUGAAGGAGGCCCGAGAAAAUGAAGCUCGCGUGCAGCAAGAACUUCACGAGGAGCAGCUGAAAAGGAAGCUCCUGGAGCAGCAGGUGGAGGAACUGCGGCAGCAGCUCCAGCAUUCGCGGGAGACGGAGGCGUCGCUGGCCAAGAUGCAUGUGGAGCUGCAGGCCAAGACUCUGCACGUCCUAGAAGAUGAGAGGAAAACUGACUCGAGUGAGCACCUCCAGUGUCAGAAGGAGAACCAGAAGCUUUCCGAGCAACUUUCAGUCCUGAAGGAGGAAAACAAAGCCCUUUAUGAGGAAGGAGUCAGUCUCCUGAACCAGAAGGAUCUGUAUGUCAGGAAAUACAACGAAAUGCAGCUCCGCCACAAAGACAAGAUCCGCAGAGCCAAGGAGACCUUUAUCCACGAGGUGAAACAAAGGGACAACAGAAUUAAGCAGCUUGAAAAUGAGCUCAGCGAGUCAAAGCUCCAAGUGGAAAAGGGGAAGGUGCUGAUUGCUCGGAUCACCGCCGAGAAUGAGAAAUUACUCCAGGAAAGAAGACGGCUCCUCCAGAAGAUAACUGACCAAGAGGAC